Messenger RNA from Phytophthora sojae, 1947 nucleotides. RefSeq lists its product as hypothetical. The transcript is spliced from 9 exons. Gene Ontology annotation, molecular function: protein binding. Gene Ontology annotation, biological process: SCF-dependent proteasomal ubiquitin-dependent protein catabolic process. The record is from RefSeq and is a predicted model, not a curated record. The coding region runs from base 1 to 1947 and encodes 648 amino acids. Lineage: Eukaryota; Oomycota; Peronosporomycetes; Peronosporales; Peronosporaceae. Gene Ontology annotation, cellular component: SCF ubiquitin ligase complex.
AUGGGCGCCGCGUGCUGCCGCUGCCAGCACCUGGACGACCCGCUGCUGUCGCUGCCCCGCGUCUCCGCCGCCGCCAUGAGCGCCAACAUGAACCAGUUCUACGUGCCGCCCCCCGCGCCCGCGCCCUCCUCGUCGUCGUCCCAGUCGCUGGCCAACUACGUGUCCUUCCCCUUCCCGUUCGUCUCCAAGCCCAAGGCCGGCGCCUCGCAGGCCAAGCGCAGCAAGAACAAGGCGGCCAAGAAGCCGCACGCAGCGCCCAGCGACGCGCCGGUCAGAGCCGCCGCGGCCGCGCCCUACGUGGGGGAACACUGGCGCAAGACGGGGAGGGGUAGAUUCGCCCCGCUCACUCUACUGGAGCUGGGGGUGCGAAGUCUGUGUGCCCAACUUCUGGUACACCAGCAGAGCGCUCUACAGCACGGCACGCUGCCGCCAGAACUCGCCGCCAGCGUGCUGCAGUGGCUCAAGAGGCACUACGUGCUGGACAAGCCGCAGUUCCAGGCGCUGGCGCCGUUCCUAUUGCUGGAGUGGAGCCUGGCGGACCUGCAGGGCGUGGAGGACUCGUGGUUCGAUGGGGUGCCUCAGACGACGCUGCAGCAGCUGAAGAGCAUCGACGUGUCGGGAUGUAUCCAUCUGCACCAGUUGGGGGCUGAGUGGGGGUACGCUACGACGAAGCUGCCGGAGUUGCUGGCUGCUUCGUUCCAAGGAUGCACUGGGCUGACAAAAGAAUCAAUCGAGAUGUUGAGGUUCUCGACGAAGCUGGCGGCGCUCAACUUGUCCGGGUGUGUGAAUGUGGAUGACAAGAGUCUGAAGGCGCUGAGCGAGCUGGAACAAUUGACAUCGCUGCAACUGGUUGGCUGCCGAAAGUUGACAGAUAAGGGAGUCAAGUACCUGGCCAAGAUGGCAAAACUAGAAAAACUGCGUAUUGCACGCUGUAGAAAAUUGACCGAUGCGGCGCUCGAAGAUUUUGCGAUGAUGUUCCCGAAAUUGCGAGAGCUGGACGUCGCAAACUGCCGUUUGAGUGAAAAGGCACUGCAGUACAUCGGCCAGAUUAAGAGUUUGGAAGUGUUGGUGAUCCGUGGGUGCCAAGAUAUUUGUGACGAUGGAAUGUCGUCACUUUCAGGUUUGGCAAACUUGAAGUACUUUGACGCGCGACACUGCAGCAAGAUCCAUUCCAUCCCGACAGAAUGGACCCAGCUCGAGGUUUUACUGCUCGGAUACACCGCCUUUGCCGAGUCCGAUGCAGCUGUUUUGCAGUAUCUUACCAAUUUACACGAGUUGGAGCUUCGCAAGUGCCGAAUUAUGAAAAGAGGAUUUCAGUUUAUCAGCCGACUGACACACUUAGAACGCCUGGAACUUGGUGAAACUGCACUUACAGACUCUGGGCUGCUGGAAAUUUGCAAUAGUGCUAAAAGCUUGAAGGCGCUCAACAUUUCCAACACCGAAAUCAGUGACAACGGAGCGGCUGGGUUGGCAAAACUGAAGGAGUUGCGCAUUCUUCGUCUAGAUACACCGGGGAUCACAAAUAGAGCGCUGGCGAACCUGUCGUUUCUGGCACGACUUGAGCGAUUGGAUUUGUUCGGCGCAAAUAUCACCGACAACGGGCUUAUGCACCUCGUGCCGUUGCAUAAACUCCAAGAGCUGUCGAUUUGUGGAGGCAACAUUGGCGACCGUGGUGUUGGGCUGAUUUCAAAGUUGACGUCCUUGACGUCAUUAAACCUGAGUCAAAAUAGAAAUAUCCGGACCAAGUCGUUGUUUUACCUUCGGGCACUGACUGGACUACGGUGCUUGAAUUUGUCUAACACGGGCAUCUCUGCGCUAUCACUCCGCCAUUUGUCUUCAUUAAAGGAGUUGCAAUCCCUGUCCGUGUAUGGGUGCUCGCUGUCGCAAGGCCAUAUCGACGUUUUGAGAGAGAUCUUACCCGAACUCAAGUGCCUGCGGUGCACAUGA